AUGCAAUAUAUAACUAAUGUAGAAAAUCAAGUUAAAUCUGCAAAAAAUUAUUUAGAACAGGAGAAAUUAAGAAAUAAAUUCAAAGUUAUUCAAUAUAAAGAGAAUGACUUUGUGCACUCACUUGGCUUUGUUACUCCAUUCCUUAAAGAUUUGCAAAACUUACAAAAUAUUACUGAGAUUAUUAUUGACUCCACAUUUAAAACAAAUCAGGAAUGUUUUGAACUUUUUGUACUAUUUAUUUUAUUAUAUUUUAGGUAA
Molecule: messenger RNA, 258 nt
Organism: Cetraspora pellucida
Lineage: Eukaryota; Fungi; Glomeromycota; Glomeromycetes; Diversisporales; Gigasporaceae
Source: the annotation of a GenBank genome assembly